AUGAAGGAGGAGGCUGCGAGGAAGAGGAAGAUGCCUUGGGCCCCCCAGGCAGGCCCCGAGCUGAGGACGGAGAGUCCAGAGGACAAAUCCCCCCGUGAGACCCUGGUGGGAGAGGCCGUUUUGAAGGGCUCCACGGCGCAGGAAGGCAGCGGGGAGGAAAAGGGCCGGAGAUCCCCCCGCAGGAGGGGCUCCAAAGCCAGCCCAGGGUGCUCUGAGGAGGAAAGACCCAGCCUGUGCCAGGAAGGCGGCCAGAGCUUGAGGCAGAGCUCUGAGCUGGUGGAGCCUGAGCAGCCUCCCAGCAGGGAGAAGCCCUUCAGGUGCUUGGAAUGUGGGAAGAGCUUCAGGUACAGCUCCAACCUGCUCCGACACCAGCACAUCCACACUGGGGAGUGGCCCUACACAUGUGGGGAAUGUGGGAAGAGCUUCAGGCAGAGCUGCAACCUGCUCCGACACCAGCGCACCCACACUGGGGAACGGCCCUACACGUGUGGGGAAUGUGGGAAGAGCUUCAGUGACAGGUCCACCCUGAUCCAACACCAGUGCAUCCACACUGGGGAAAAUCCAUACACGUGUCGGGAAUGUGGGAAGAUCUUCAACUUCAGGUCCAACCUCCUCACCCAUCAGCGCAUCCACACUGGGGAACGGCCUUACACAUGUGGGGAGUGUGGGAAGAGCUUCAACCAGAGCUCCAGCCUCUGCAAACACCAGCGCUUUCACACUGGGGAACGGCCCUACAGGUGUGGAGAAUGUGGGAAGAGCUUCCACCAGAGCUCCGGCCUCCGCACCCACCAGCUCAUCCACACCGGGGAACGGCCCUACAAGUGCUUGGAAUGUGGGAAGAGGUUUCAGACCAGCUCAGAUCUCCUCAUGCACCAGCGGACGCACACUGAUGAGAGGCCCUUCCGCUGCACCGACUGCGGGAAGGGCUUCAACCAGAACUCCCACCUUGUUACCCACCGGCACAUCCACACCGGGGAGAGGCCCUACAAGUGUGGGGAGUGUGGGAAGAGCUUCACCCACAGCUCUACCUUGACCUCACACCAGCGGACCCACCAAUAAGGAAAGCCCUAAGAGUGCCCCAACUGCGGGAAGAGCUUCGGCCGCUGCUUCCACCCCAAAUGAAGCCCCUGAUGGUGAGGCAAC
Molecule: messenger RNA, 1143 nt
Organism: Neopelma chrysocephalum (saffron-crested tyrant-manakin)
Lineage: Eukaryota; Metazoa; Chordata; Aves; Passeriformes; Pipridae
Product: zinc finger protein 239-like
Exons: 2
Coding region: 1-1059 (352 amino acids)
Biological process (GO): regulation of transcription by RNA polymerase II
Molecular function (GO): DNA-binding transcription factor activity; RNA polymerase II cis-regulatory region sequence-specific DNA binding
Source: RefSeq, a predicted model, not a curated record